AUGAAGUUUCAAAAUCCAGCCGAGGAGAACGCCAUGCCCACCUACAGAAUAAUGGAUGCAGACGGCAACAUUGUGGACAAUACCAGAGAUCCGCAAUCUGUAUCUGACGAUGAAAUCAUUCAGUGGUACCGGAACAUGCUGACUGUCAGCAUCAUGGACUUGAUCAUGUUCGACGCCCAACGGCAGGGGCGGACUAGCUUUUAUAUGGUCUCUGCAGGCGAAGAAGGUAUUGCUGUAGGAUCAGCCUCGGCACUAAUACCGGAAGAUGUCUGUUUCUUGCAGUAUCGCGAACAAGGGGUUCUCGUCCAAAGAGGCUUCACGCUGAAGGAAAUGAUGAGCCAAUUGUUUGCCAACAAAGACGACCACGGCAAAGGACGAAAUAUGCCUGUGCAUUAUGGCAGUGGUAAGCUCAACGUGCAUACGAUCUCGAGUCCUCUGGCGACGCAGAUCCCCCAAGCGUCCGGGGCUGCAUACGCGUUGAAGAUGCAGCGACUCAUAAACCCGAAUGUACCUCCGCGGAUUGUCGCUUGUUACUUUGGAGAGGGUGCAGCAAGUGAGGGAGAUUUUCACGCAGCACUGAAUAUUGCCGCCACGAAAUCAUGUCCUAUUGUCUUUGUCUGUCGCAACAAUGGCUUCGCUAUUUCGACAGCCAGCAUCGAACAGUACAAGGGAGACGGCAUUGCUAGUCGAGGAUUAGGGUACGGGAUUGAUACUAUUCGGGUAGACGGCAACGAUAUCUUUGCCGUGAGAGAAGUCAUGCUGGAAGCCAGGAAACGGGCGCUGGAAGGUGAUUGCAAGCCUAUCCUUGUGGAAGCCAUGAGUUACCGAGUGAGUCAUCACAGCACCAGCGACGACAGCUUUGCAUAUCGAGCCAAAAGAGAGGUGGAGGAAUGGAAACGAAGAGACAACCCCAUUACUCGACUACGCAAGUGGAUGGAGAAGAAAGGCAUCUGGGACGAGGACAAGGAGAAGGAAGCGAGGGCGUCAAUACGCAAAGAAGUGUUGCGCGAAUUUUCGGCCGCAGAAAAAGUCAAGAAACCGCCGGUACGAGCCAUGUUCGAAGACGUCUAUGAGGAAAUCACCCCAGAGGCUCGGGUCCAGAUGAAAGAACUCAAACGGAUAAUCGAACAAUAUCCGAAGGAGUAUAGCAGCAUUUCCCAGCAUGAAGGAGGAAUCAAAAGUCUAGAAGAGUGA
Messenger RNA from Fonsecaea multimorphosa CBS 102226, 1194 nucleotides. RefSeq lists its product as uncharacterized. Lineage: Eukaryota; Fungi; Ascomycota; Eurotiomycetes; Chaetothyriales; Herpotrichiellaceae. Bases 1 to 1194 code for a protein of 397 amino acids. Gene Ontology annotation, biological process: branched-chain amino acid catabolic process. Gene Ontology annotation, molecular function: oxidoreductase activity, acting on the aldehyde or oxo group of donors, disulfide as acceptor. The record is from RefSeq and is a predicted model, not a curated record. The transcript has a single exon.